ACAGGCCGGGAUAUGAAAAAUAAUAAGGAUUAUAUGUGUCUAAGGAGGAAGAAGGAGGCCUUGCUCGACCGAGGAGGGCCCAACGCGGGUCAAAGCGAGGCUGACACGCGUCCGGGCCAGUGAUCGUGUGAACGCGACGCUUCGGAAGAGGAGAGGAAAUACAGCCUCUGAGGGGAAAAGUGAAGAAAAUAAAUGUCCCUCAGGCUCCAUUGAGAGACAAAAUGGAGGAUCUGAAGAGAAAAGCGUCCAUCCUUCAGGAAGGAAGAGAUGCCCCUCAGGUUGCCUUUGAAGGGAAAAUGGAGGUCUUGAGGAGACAAGCGGGUGUCCCGCAAGUCCCCCUGCAAAAGAAAACGGGUUCCUUGAGGGAGAAGGUGGGUGCGUCACAGGAAGGAAUGGAUGCCCAGCUGGAUGUCUUGAAAGAGAAAAUGGGCUCCAUGAGGGGAAAAGUGGACUCCCUGCAAGAGAGAAUAGAUACCUCUCAGGGAGCUCUGCAAAGGAAAACGGGCAACCUAGAUGUUGCUAAGCAAGAGGAAAUGGACUCCAUAGGGAAGAAAGUGGGUGAAGCAAAGGAGAUAUUGGGCAAGAGAGAGAAGACUGAAUCCUUGAAGGAAGGAAUGAGCAUCCUACAGGUUGCCCCACAUGAGAGAAUGGAUGCUUUGCGGAAGAAGAUCCUCAAGAGUGGCCUGUUUGGUUUUGAGCAAGAGGGUGGCUGUUCGGACAUGGCCUUCACCCUUCGUGGUGUCCCUUUGCUGGAGGAAGGGGCUGCCCUCCUUCUAGGUGCUUUGGGCAGCAACGUCCUUAUGGAGAAGAUGGACACCUUGCGACGAGAAGUGGAAGACACCCAAAAGGAUGACCUUUUGGGAUCCCUGCGAGAAAAGAUGGAGAGCCUGCAGAGGAAAGUGGCCGCCCCCUUGGAAAUGGAGGACCCGAAAUGGACAUUGGGGACCAUGGAUAAAUGGGAAGCCCUUCAGACAACCUUGUGGGGUCUCCUCCGGGAUGCUCAGCUGCAGGAGAAGAUGUCAACCAUCCUAGAGAAGAUGGGUGCCCCAUGGACAGAAAUAUGGGCUCUGCAGAAAGAGGUCCCUGUGUCCUUUGAGGAGGUUGCUGUGCAUUUCACCAAGGAAGAAUGGGCCCUGCUGGAUUCAGGUCAAAGAGCCCUAUACAGAGAAGUUAUGCUGGAGAAUUAUGGGAAUGUGGCCUUUCUCGGCAGUGACAAAACAUCAAUGAUGCAAUCCAGAUCUGCUCCUGUGUGUGAUGAAUUGGGAAAAGCUAUUCUGCACUCAGAUCAGGUCCCAGUGUCCUUCGAGGAGUUGGGAGCAGAAGAUUUCACCAAAGAGGAAGGGUCCCUGCCAAAUCCAGAGAAAAAAGCCCUGCAGAAGGAAACAAUGGAGGAGAAGCUAAAGACCGGCGCUCUUCCGGAUGGCUCUCUGAUGCCCAAGUCUGGCAUUAUCCCCAGACUUAAUGAAAUGGAGGAAGAACUGUGUGUCCAGGAAAGAUUGCCAGCUAAGGAUGUGCUUAAUUCAUCACUAGAAAACCACUGGGAACCCUGCCCAGCAGAGAAGACAUUAAAAUUCCCAGAGUAUGAAAAGAGCUUCAGCUGCCAUCAGAGAGUGCAGAUGGAGGAGAAACCGUUGCAGUCUCUUGAAUCAAGAAAAUGCAUCAACCAGACUGCAUCAAGCUUUGCUUACCACUAUAAAGAAGUUGUGGUGGAAAAACCCUAUAAAUGCCUGGAAUGUGGAAAGUGCUUCAGUCAGAGUGGGCGGCUUAUUAUCCAUCAACGAAAUCACCCAAGGGAAAAAUCAUAUAAAUGCCUGGAGUGUGGGAAGAACUUCAAUUCAGGUCCAGGCCUCACCUACCAUCAAAGGAUCCACACAGGUGAGAAACCCUAUAAAUGUCUGGAGUGUGGAAAGAGCUUCCGUGGCCAUAACCAGCUUACAGAUCACCAGAGGGUACACACAGGGGAGAGGCCAUUUCAGUGUGUGGAGUGUGGGAAAAGCUUUAGCCAGAGUGGGCAGCUGACGAUACAUCAAAGGAUACACUCAGGAGUGACUCCCUAUAAAUGUCUGGAAUGUGGAAAGAGCUUCAGUUCAAGCACAGGCCUCAGCCGCCACCAAAGGACCCACACCGGGGAGAAACCCUUUAAAUGCUUGGAGUGUGGUAUGAGCUUCAGCCAAAACAUAAGCCUUACGUACCAUCAAGUGGUCCAUACUGGGGAGAAACCCUACAAAUGCCUGGAGUGUGGAAAGUGUUUCCCUAGGCAUGAACUUUUGACCAUCCACCAAAGAGUUCAUACAGGGGAGAAACUGUACACUUGCCAGGAAUGUGGGAAGAGCUUCAGCUGGAGCACAAGUCUCACCUACCACCAACGAAUGCACUCUGGGGAGAAACCGUACACAUGCGCAGAAUGUGGCAUGAGCUUCCGCAGCCACCACCACCUUACUGAUCAUCAAAGGGUGCACACUGGGGAGAAACCGUUCAAAUGUUCGGCAUGUGGGAAGUGCUUUGGUCAGAGCAACGGCCUUGCCCGUCACGAGAGAACCCACACAGGGGAGAAACCCUUCACGUGUGUGGAGUGCGGAACGAGCUUCAGUCAGAGUGGGCAACUCGUUAUACAUCUGAGAGUACACACUGGAGAAAAGCCCUAUCAGUGUCCAGAGUGUGGUAUGGGAUUCCGCCAAAACAGAAGCCUCAUCCGGCACCAGAGAAUCCACACUGGGGAGAGACCUUUCAAGUGCUUGGAGUGUGGAAAGGAUUUUAGCCAGGAUUCCCAUCUCAUGUCACAUAAAAGAAUUCACACAGGAGAGAAACCAUAUAAGUGCCUGAUAUGUGGAAAGAGUUUUCUGAGGCAUGAAUACCUGACCAUCCAUCGAAGACAUCAUACUGGGGAGAAGCCGUUUAAAUGCCCAGAGUGUGGCAAGGCCUUCAUGAAGCGAGACUCUCUUAUUUGCCACGAAAGAACCCACACUGGGGAGAAACCCUACAAAUGCCUACAGUGCGGAAAAGGUUUCAGACAGAACAGAAGCCUUGGCUUCCAUCAGAGAGUCCACACUGGGGAGAAACCCUUUAAAUGCCUGGAGUGUGGAAAGCUCUUUAGGCUUAGUGCAAACCUUACUGUGCAUAAAAGAAUCCACACUGGGGAAAAGCCCUAUCAAUGCCUGGAAUGUGGAAAGAGCUUCAGUCAGAACAGAAGUCUCAUCUACCAUCAAAGAGUGCACACUGAGGAAAAAACGUUUAAAUGCCUUGAGUGUGGAAAAAGCUUCACGCAAAACAGAAGCCUUCACUUCCAUCAGAAAGUUCACACUGGGGAAAAACCCUUUAAAUGCCUGGAGUGUGGAAAGCUCUUUAGACUUAGUGCAAACCUUGCUGUACAUAAAAGAGUCCACACAGGUGAAAAGCCCUAUAAAUGUCCAGAGUGUGGAAAGGGCUUCAGUCAAAACAGGAGUCUUAUCUAUCAUCAGAGAGUCCAUAAAAAGGAGAAACCGUUUAAAUCUCUAGAAUAUGUGAAUUACAUUGGUGACAGCAUGGGACUUGCCUGCCAGCAGAGCAAAUCAGUAAAUAAGCCAUGGAAUGAAGUUCCAUGGCUUGUUUAGGUGUAUCAGCUUCAAGCGGUAGCAAUUGUGUAGCAUGCACUGUCACACUGUCCAUAUACCAUAAGCCAAGUUUUUCAUGGUACCCUGGCUUUGCAUGAUAUGUGAUAGUGGCCAGUUAGUUGAACUCUUUCAUCACAUCACAUCCCUUGUUCUGAAUGCUAAAAUCUGAAAUACUCCAAAGUCUGAAAUUGUCUGCUUUGCUUUCAGGUAAUGUAAAGUACACAAACUUAUUAAAAUAUUAAAAAUAUUAUGUAUAAAAUUACCUUCUGGCUAGGUGUAUAAGGUAUAUAUGAAACACAAAUGAACUGCAUGUCCCAUCUCCAUGUUAUCUCAUUAUAUAUAUGUAAGCAAAUAAAAGUCUUCCACAAUUCAAAACUUCUGGUACCACAAAUUUGGGAUAACAAAUACUCAACCUGUAACCUGCAUAGAAGAGUGAACUUUUAAAUGUGUAAUGUGCUUUGAUAAGUAUACAUGUCUAGCAUGUGGAAAGAACCUGGAUAAGAAGCAAUUUCCUUGUGCUAAGGGUUAAAACAAUGGCCAAAGUUCUGUCCACAAUAGGCAUGGUUGUGUGGCCAGAGACAUCUCGUAUUCCUGUCUUCAGUACAUAGAAUUGGCCUUGCUGGAUGGGUGCCAUCUCCUAGAUCAGGGCCCCUCAAACUACAGUCCAUGUGCUGGUUCCAGUUUGUCAAGGUCCUUUCUCUGCCCCCCACCCUAAACUUUACACUCACCAUUCUAGGUCGUCCAAUGAACUCUGUUAUUCUGGGACUGGAAAUGAGGCAAUUCUGUGUUGUUCAUGUGUAUCCAGUUUCAUGUAACAGUGUAUCCACUGGGAACGUAUGCCUGUGGAUAUGGGUGUCUAAGUAUAUAAGUUGACAAUACAUUUCUUUCUAGGGUUUUCAAAAGAGAUUUUAUUAUCAUGUGUGUCAUCACUUUAAACACCCAUUUAAAGUAUAAGUUAGUAUCCCUCCCCAAUAUAGAACCUAAUUUUGCAUUGCUGCUGUUCUUAUUCGGAGAUGCUGGUUAUAAUUUUAAAAAUGUUGUGAUUAAUGGGUUUUGUUUAUGGCCUGAUCCACAAAAUACUACAGAAUCUUUGGUCCCUUUUUGGCUUACAAAGCAAGCCAGGCUUUAUUUAACCUCCAUGUUUCAGCAGCGUUUUCAUCAAAGUGAGAAUCCUGUCUGCUAUAUUCAACCACUGGGACCUUACUUUAAUGGAUGGUGCUUUGGAGUAAACUGAAAGGCAGUUUUGAAAUUUAACAUUAUGAGAAAAUCAUGUUGGCUUAUCUGUGAUAUAGCUCAUCAGUUGUUUUGUUUUUUUCUGUGUUGUUUCUCAUUGAAAUGUCUGAAGUUUCAAAGGCAUAAUACUGGUGUUUGUACAAUUUUAAUCCUCCGUUCACCCAAUCUGCAUUGAUUGUCAUCUGAGUUAUUUUGCAAUGAUAUGGACAUCUCAUUUGUAUGACAGACAAUAGAAAAUCUCACAUCUGAGAUAAAUAUUUGAAGGUAUAGAAUCAAAAGUAUUUGACAAUAUUGAAAAAUAUGUAGAUCUUUGUAUGAGGUGGAGUAUUUUGUUUAAAUGACUGCUAACUUUCUUCUAUGAAAAAGAAUGUAACAAGUCAAGUCUUCUGUGUUUGUCAAAUCCUGCUUUGUUUUUUCUCCUGCCAAUUUUUGUUUUAGCAAACACAAGAGUCAAAAUAAAUAAGGCUAAAUAGCCCUAGUUGAGUAUAUCUUUUUUCUAAAUGCUUGGGAAGAAAGUGUUCUGGAUUUUGGAAUACAUUUUAUUUGCAUAUACAUACUUAAUGAGCUAUCUUUGAGAUGAAACCCAAAUAUAAACAUGCAGAUUGUGUGUUUCAUAAACAGUUUAUAUACAGAGUCUAAUAAAAAUAUACUUUUAUACACCAUUUUAAUAACUUGGCAUAUGAAACAAAGUUUGUGUCCAUUGAACCAUCAGAAAGUAAACUAUCUUGGCUUCCCAUGUGGACAAUUUUAAGCUUUGGAAUAUUUCAGAUUUUAGAAUUUCAGAUAGUGGAUGCUCAAUCUGCAGAUUAAUGGUGUUGUGGUCCAGACAUCUAUCCAAUAAUAAAACAUUCUCUGUCAGGGAAAUGUUUCCCAAUAUUCCUGCAAUGAAAGGUCUUACUUAUAUUUAUGUGUGAUAAAAUUGAGUAUAAAACUUUGCACACUUGUUCUAUCAGACUCUCUUUUUGCUGGAUAGUGUUUUGACCAGGUGUGAGCAUCUUACUUGACAAGGUAUCAUUUCCUUUUCAGUUCUGAUGUACCCAUUUCACGUGCUGAACUGGGAUGCAUCUGCACAGUAGAAUUAAUGCAGUCUGAUGCCACUUAUAACCCCCAUGGCACAAUACUGAGACUCCUGGGAUUUGUAGUUUGGCGAGGCACCAGUUCUCCUCAGCAGAGAACUCUAAUCACCUUGUAAAACUACAGCUCCUACUCCAGAUAAUGAAGCAAGUUAAUGCAUUUAUUGACCUGAGCAUUUACUAUUCUUCACUUUGUAAUCCUAAUAAAAAUAGAUCCGGGCCUAGUCGGUUUGGGACUGAUCUCUGCCUUUUUUCUGUCUUUUAAUCUUUCUCCUAAAUGUCAGUAACUUUCUUUUGUUUAAAAUAUUUAUUAAUGCAGAAAGUUAAGGACUAUGCACAAGGUUUUUUGGAUGAACGGAACUAUGCACUUUAUAUGUUUUAAGUUUUGUAUAUACUGUUUCAUGUGUAUUAAUGCUUAAUGUAAAUCGUUUUUAAAAAACUGUUUUAUGUUUUUAAUGUGUUGUUAUUUUUAUCGGCAUUGAAUUUUUGCCAGAUCUGUAAGCCUCCUUGAGUCCCUUCAGGUAAGAAAGGUGGGAUAGAAAUGACAUAAAUCAAUAAAUCAAUAAAUAAAGUUCAACCCAUAUCUA
This is a messenger RNA of Anolis carolinensis (green anole), 6483 nucleotides long. Its product is annotated as zinc finger protein 420. Lineage: Eukaryota; Metazoa; Chordata; Lepidosauria; Squamata; Anolidae. The transcript is spliced from 7 exons. Gene Ontology annotation, molecular function: RNA polymerase II cis-regulatory region sequence-specific DNA binding; DNA-binding transcription repressor activity, RNA polymerase II-specific. Gene Ontology annotation, biological process: regulation of transcription by RNA polymerase II. Bases 222 to 3590 code for a protein of 1122 amino acids. Gene Ontology annotation, cellular component: nucleoplasm. The record is from RefSeq and is a predicted model, not a curated record.